GAGUUGGGCUUCUUUCAAUUCCCUACGCGCUUGCGUCGGGCGGAUGGCUAAGUUUAAUACUCCUUUUCGCGAUCGCCUUCAUAACGUUCUACACAGGCUUACUAAUUCAACGAUGCAUGGAUGUGAAGUCUGAUAUCAGAACCUAUCCAGAAGUUGGUGAGCUUGCAUUUGGAAGCAAUGGGAAGAUAAUAGUCUCAAUUUUCAUGUAUGUGGAGCUGUAUAUGGUUGCUACAGGAUUUCUAAUUCUCGAAGGAGAUAACUUAGACAACAUGUUUCCUGAUGUCGGAUUUGGACUCAUUGGCUUUACAAUCAGUGGACAAGCAUUCUUUGUUUUGGUCAUUGCUCUCAUUAUCUUGCCGUCGGUUUGGUUAGACGAUAUGAGUCUUCUCUCUUUCGUUUCAGCUAGCGGUGUUCUGGCAUCGACCGUUAUCCUCGGCUCUGUAGUUUGGUGUGGUGCUUUUGAUGGAAUUGGAUUCCAACAGAAAGGGACUCUCAUCAACUGGAAAGGGAUUCCAAAUUCUAUCAGCUUAUUUGCUUUUUGUUACUGCGCUCAUCCAGUUUUCCCAACCUUGUACACUUCCAUGAAGAACAAACGCCAGUUCUCCAAUGUUCUAACUCUCUGCUUCAUCAUGUGCACUUUUGGCUAUGCCUCAAUGGCUAUUAUGGGAUACGCUAUGUUUGGCUCAGACAUUCAAUCACAAAUAACCUUAAAUCUUCCGAAGGGAAAACUCAGCUCUUUAGUGGCAAUAUACACAACCUUGAUCAACCCCAUUUGCAAAUAUGCAUUAAUGACUGUUCCGAUCGUGAAUGCCAUUAAGAAUCGAUUUCCAUUGAACUACAACACUAAGGCAUUUACUAUCCUAAUAAGUACCACCUUGUUGGUCAGUAAUGUCAUUGUAGCUCUGACAAUUCCAUUUUUCGGGUCUUUAAUGUCCCUCGUUGGAGCGUUUCUCAGCAUGACCGCUUCGAUUAUACUACCAUGCGUGUGUUACUUGAAGAUUUCGGGCAACCACAGGAGAUUUAGAUUUGAGACUGUGAUAAUAACUAGUAUCAUAGUGAUUGGUGUUCUAGUUGCCACACUUGGGACAUAUGUAGCUCUUGUUGAGAUUGUAGGAAAGAUGUAAUUAAUUCUUCUUGGUGCAUAAAAUAUUUUCCUUUGAGAUAAGAGUGGUGCAAAAUGUGCGUUUGGUAGAAACAGUGGUGUCUUGCUUGGAAUGCGAAGGUGAGAAGUUGAAGAUUGCAAGAAUUUAAUUUUGAUUUUACUAGCAAGGUAUUGUGUCAAUGGAGAUGUUCCCUUACUUAAAAGCUAUUAAUCAUUUUAUCUUCUAUAUCGAAUGUGGGACGAUAUAUUCAUCUCGCAAUUGCAACAGAGACGUAUGCUGGAUCGUAGGAGCUCCAUUCUUGAUCCUUGCCCUUAGAGGUGCUUCACUUCUAGAGUGACAUUUUGUUGAGUGCUAGUACAUGAAAUGAAGUAAUUGCAACAAUUUUCCUUGUAUUGAUUGUUUA
This is a messenger RNA of Momordica charantia (bitter melon), 1506 nucleotides long. The record is from RefSeq and is a predicted model, not a curated record. NCBI's taxonomy places the organism in Eukaryota, Viridiplantae, Streptophyta, Magnoliopsida, Cucurbitales, Cucurbitaceae.